Molecule: messenger RNA, 6131 nt
Organism: Dermochelys coriacea (leatherback sea turtle)
Lineage: Eukaryota; Metazoa; Chordata; Testudines; Dermochelyidae
Gene: DENND5A
Product: DENN domain containing 5A
Exons: 24
Coding region: 477-4439 (1320 amino acids)
Molecular function (GO): small GTPase binding; guanyl-nucleotide exchange factor activity
Source: RefSeq, a predicted model, not a curated record
CAGAGCGGACACCGGGCUGGACAGGCCGUUGGCCCGACCCAGCUCCGCCGGGCUCCUGAGGGAACAGGGGUCCGGGGGCAGAGGGAGCUGGGCUGGGGGCGGGAAGGACGAGCCGUUGGGCGGGAAAGGAAAGCGCGAGGGGCCGGGCGGGGAGAGGGCGGCGCGUGAGACGACAAGGGCGGGGCGAUGCCCUGAGACCUGCGCCCCCUCCCCCGCCCAGCCUCCGACAGGCAGCAACAUCACGUCAUCCCAUCCGCUCAGAGCUCACGCGCAGCAUUGCGGUUUCUCUCGUCCCCCGCCCCCUCAGCAACAGCUGGGGGCCCUGCCCACAAUGCCGUGCGGCGCCGCCCGCUCCGCUCCGCUCCGUCAUGGAGGCAGCGGCAGCCGCCGCCGCAGCUGGAACAGCUGGAGCAGCCCCGGCGAUGGCCGCCUCCCCCCGGGCGCGCUGAGCCCCCCCGCACCCCUGGGGCUCCAGCAUGAGCGGAGGCGGCUCCUCGGCACCCGGCCGCUUCGCCGACUACUUCGUGAUCUGCGGGCUGGACACCGAGACCGGGCUGGAGCCGGACGAGCUCUCGGCACUAUGCCAGUAUAUACAGGCCUCUAAAACCCGAGAUGGUGCCGGCUGUUUCAUUGCAAGUGCAAUAGAAGGGGAAAAUUUUGAACAGACUCCAUUAAGACGCACAUUUAAGUCCAAAGUUCUUGCUCGUUAUCCUGAGACUGUAGAAUGGAAUCCUUUUGACCAGGAUGCAGUGGGAAUGUUGUGUAUGCCUAAAGGGCUUGCUUUCAAGACCCAAUCUGAUUCCAGAGACCCUCAGUUCCAUUCGUUUAUAAUCACCCGUGAAGAUGGCUCACGGACAUUUGGGUUUUCUCUCACAUUUUAUGAGGAAGUUACGAGCAAGCAAAUCUGUAGUGCAAUGCAGACAUUAUAUCAUAUGCACAAUGCUGAAUAUGACAUUCUGCAUAUUCCACCCACAAAUGACAAAGAUAGCUGUAGCAGCAUAGAAGACUGUAAUGUAACUUCUGUAUCAAAGCUACAGCGUUUUAACUCCUAUGAUAUUAGCAGAGACACACUGUAUGUCUCUAAGUGCAUUUGUCUUAUUACCCCAAUGUCUUUCAUGAAGGCUUGUAAGAAAGUACUUGAGCAACUUCACCAAGCUGUAACUUCUCCUCAACCGCCACCGUUACCUUUGGAAAGUUACAUCUACAAUAUUCUCUAUGAGGUUCCUCUUCCUCCAGCAGGGAGAUCCUUAAAAUUUUCAGGUGUUUAUGGACCAAUUAUCUGCCAGAGACCAAGCACCAGUGAACUGCCAUUAUUUGACUUCCCAGUUAAAGAAGUUUUUGAAUUACUUGGAGUGGAAAAUGUGGUUCAGCUCUUUACUUGUGCUCUUCUGGAAUUCCAGAUACUGCUUUAUUCACAGCAUUACCAGAGAUUGAUGACUGUGGCAGAGACCAUCACAGCUCUAAUGUUUCCAUUCCAAUGGCAGCACGUAUAUGUUCCCAUCCUGCCAGCCUCUCUCCUUCAUUUCCUCGAUGCCCCUGUCCCUUAUUUGAUGGGCUUGCACUCCAAUGGACUGGAUGACAGGUCUAAGCUGGAACUGCCUCAAGAGGCUAACCUGUGUUUUGUGGACGUAGACAACCAUUUCAUUGAGCUUCCAGAGGAUUUGCCCCAAUUCCCGAAUAAACUCGAAUUUAUUCAAGAAAUCUCUGAGAUCCUAAUGGCGUUUGGAAUUCCACCUGAGGGAAACCUGCACUGUAGUGAAAGCGCCUCGAAGAUGAAAAACCUUCGAGCAUGUGACAUAGUUUCUGAUAAAAGAAAUGGAAACAUAGCAGGAUCACCUUUAAAUUCAUACGAACUGCUAAAAGAAAAUGAGACCAUAGCAAGGCUUCAAGCACUUGUUAAAAGAACAGGUGUGAGCCUAGAAAAGCUGGAAGUGCGAGAGGAGACCAGUAGCAACAAGGAUCUCAAAGUUCAGUGCGACGAAGAAGAGUUCCGGGUUUAUCAGCUGAACAUUCAAAUUCGAGAAGCUUUUGCCAACCGUUUUACGCAGAUGUUCGCAGACUAUGAAGUAUUUGUCAUUCAGCCAAGUCAGGACAAGGAGUCUUGGUUUACCAACAGGGAGCAGAUGCAGAACUUUGAUAAAGCAUCUUUCUUGUCGGACCAGCCUGAACCUUACUUGCCUUUUCUCUCAAGAUUUCUGGAGACACAGAUGUUUGCGUCUUUUAUCGACAAUAAGAUUAUGUGCCAUGACGAAGAUGACAAAGACCCAAUUUUGAGAGUAUUUGAUUCUAGAGUAGAUAAAAUUAGACUGUUAAAUGUUAGGACACCAACUCUACGCACAUCUAUGUAUCAAAAGUGCACUACCAUUGAUGAGGCAGAGAAAGCUAUUGAAUUAAGGCUUGUAAAAAUAGAUCACACUGCAAUCCACCCACACUUAUUAGAUAUGAAGAUUGGACAAGGGAAGUAUGAACUUGGGUUUUUCCCCAAGCUUCAGUCUGACGUACUCUCCAUAGGACCAGCAAGCAACAAAUGGACAAAGAGAAAUGCACCUGCGCAGUGGAGGCGGAAAGACAGACAAAAACAACACACAGAGCACCUGCGUCUUGACAAUGAUCAGAGAGAGAAGUAUAUCCAAGAAGCCAGGAAUCUGGGCAGCACCAUUCGUCAGCCUAAGUUGUCUAACCUCUCUCCAUCGGUAAUUGCACAAACAAACUGGAAAUUUGUUGAAGGCUUACUGAAGGAAUGCCGAAAUAAGACCAAGAGGAUGCUGGUUGAAAAAAUGGGUCGAGAAGCUGUGGAAUUAGGUCAUGGUGAGGUGAACAUCACAGGUGUAGAAGAGAAUACAUUAAUAGCCAGUCUUUGUGAUCUCUUAGAAAGGAUAUGGAGUCAUGGUCUACAGGUCAAACAGGAUAGAAGCUGUACUACUUUCAUCCUAGAAGACAGAGCAUCAGUAUACUCUGCUUCAACUCAGAUUUGGGCCUUUCAGACAACCAGGCGGCCAACCCCACAUAAGGGAAAAUCUGCUUUGUGGUCUCACUUAUUACAUUACCAAGAAAAUAGGCAGCGAAAGCCCACAUCAGGUAGCUUCAGUACCUCAGGAGUACUUCUCGAUUCAGAAAGGAGGAAGUCGGAUGCCAGCCCAGCCAUGUCGCCCCUGAGGAUCUCUCUCAUUCAGGAUAUGAGGCAUAUCCAGAAUAUUGGUGAGAUCAAAACAGACGUUGGCAAGGCGAGGGCCUGGGUUCGACUGUCCAUGGAAAAGAAGUUACUCUCCAGACAUUUAAAGCAGCUUCUUUCAGAUAUUGAACUUACAAAAAAACUGUACAAGCGUUAUGCCUUUCUCCGCUGUGAUGAUGAGAAAGAACAGUUCCUCUAUCAUCUCCUGUCAUUUAAUGCUGUCGAUUACUUUUGUUUUACCAAUGUUUUCACAACAAUCUUGAUACCAUACCAUAUAUUGAUUGUUCCUAGCAAGAAACUUGGUGGCUCAAUGUUCACUGCCAACCCUUGGAUCUGUAUCUCAGGAGAGUUGGGUGAAACAGGAGUCCUACAGAUUCCCAGGAAUAUAUUGGAGAUGACAUUUGAGUGCCAGAACCUGGGAAAACUCACCACAGUACAAAUAGGACAUGAUAAUUCAGGGCUGUAUGCCAAGUGGCUAGUGGAAUACGUUAUGGUCAGAAACGAAAUAACAGGGCAUACUUACAAAUUUCCAUGUGGGAGGUGGCUUGGAAAGGGGAUGGAUGACGGCAGUUUAGAGAGGAUCCUGGUGGGAGAGUUACUAACUUCACAUACCGAGGCAGAUGAAAGGCAGUGCAGGACCCCACCACUGCAGCAGUCACCAAGUAUGAUCAGAAGAUUUGUCACGAUAUCACCAAAUAACAAACCAAAGUUAAACACAGGUCAGAUACAGGAAGCUAUUGGUGAAGCAGUGAAUGGCAUUGUCAAGCAUUUCCACAAACCGGAAAAGGAGAGAGGUAGUCUCACUCUGUUGCUGUGUGGAGAAAGUGGACUCGUUUCAGCUCUUGAGCAGGUGUUUCAGCAUGGAUUUAAAUCACCCAGGCUCUUCAAAAAUGUCUUUAUUUGGGACUUUCUAGAAAAAGCACAAACCUAUUAUGAGACCCUUGAUCAGAACGAAAUAGUCCCAGAGGAGAACUGGCAGACUAGAGCCAGGAGUUUUUGUCACUUUGUCACUGCUAUCAACAACACUCCUAGAAACAUUGGGAAGGAUGGCAAGUUUCAGAUGCUGGUGUGCCUUGGAGCCAGAGACCACCUCUUACACCAUUGGAUCGCCUUGCUUGCAGACUGUCCAAUUACAGCACAGAUGUACGAGGAUAUAGCAUUGAUUAAGGAUCAUACCCUUGUUAAUUCCUUGAUUCGAGUGUUGCAGACCUUGCAGGAGUUCAACAUUACACUGGAGGCUUCCCUCGUCAAAGGAAUAGACAUCUGAUGUGUCUCACCGCAGACACUUAAAAAAAAAAAAAAAAAAAAGCAACAAGGAACAAAUCUUAGUAUGCAAAGGUUCUUUCUGCUAAUGCAUUGUAUUGUGAACUUGUUCAUGGCCACAAAACACAACUUUGGCUUUUCUUGAAGGAAUCUCAAAAAAUAGUGCAGAAAAAUGGACAGAAGCUGUAAACUCAAUGUUAAAAGGGGAAAAAAAGGAGGAUUUUUGGUAUAAAUCUAUUUUAGAGUUUAUUUGCUGAUUUGCUUUUUUUACACACUUUCAUGUGAAAGAGAGAGAGAUGACUAUUUGUGCAGCUUAUUUUAAAGCUGCAGUAUUUCCUUGCCGUAGAUAACGUGCAGUGAGCCUUUCAGCAUUCUCUGAAUUUGCCUUCAGAUGUGCUGUAUGUUGUAAGCCCUAAUGUACACACUCCAUUUCUGCUAAGAAAGGUCAUUCUAGAGUUUUUAAACUAAUAUUUUAUAUAUUAACAUUAUUACCAAUGUUUGAUUUUUCUUUAAACUAAAUUGGGUCACUGCUGUGCUGCCAGAGAAACGACAAAUUCUGGUGUGAGCUUUUUUUAAUAGCCUCAGGGCACUGAUUUGUCAGCAACUCACUUUUCUUUAUUUCUUUUGUCAGUAUUACUUUUAGUGGGUUCCAGGAGACAGAACCAUGCAAAUGGACAGAGAUGAAAGUAAUAUUUUUCAUAUUGGUACAUAAUUGCACAGAAGAAAUUGUAAGUGUGUUGUAUUUUUAACUGAUAUUUUUAUUUAUUUAACCUAUCAUUGUGUUUUUGUAAGAUUUUGUUUUUUUUAAAAAACCUUAUACAACAUAACUGGCUGUUAUGUUUGCAAUUCAAAAUUCACAGUUCAGUCCACUUAAAUAAAAAGCCUGGAUAAGAGAGUGUAUCUUCCAGCAAAAAUGUUUGUGUGCACCAGCCUUUCAAAUUAGAAUUUAUCUUGGUGUGGAACACCCUUAAAUUGUUAACAGGUAAAAAAAAUAAUUCCCUAACCCCAUGUGCUUUGAUUUAUAUUCUAAUGCAAAGGGGACAGUAGCUAAGUAGAGGUCAGUGCCACAGUGAAGUAAUGAUGCCACUCAUAAACCUAAUUCCAUGUUUCUAUUUCAAAUAACUUUCUGUGGUGAUCUCACCUGACAAGCACAGACUGCACAUAGGAUUUACUGUUGCAAUAUCAAACUCUCUUAUGUGCUAACUUUGCAAGCUGCUGGAUUCUGGGAUGCUUGUGUAUCUUAAGUAAAAAGGCUUUAGCCCACGCUCAUAAAUUACAACGUUCAGAUUGCUUGGAUUUUGUUGAAAUACAGAUCUUGGGAUUUGGUGAGUGCAUAGAGGCAGCUCUGUUCCUUUUAAUUCUCUAAUAAAAUCCCUUUGAAAUGCAGACCUGAUUUGAGAGAGAAACCUGGUCAGCAUAAUGAAUUGCUGUUCAGUACUUCUGGGCUCUGUAAUUAAGUGGCCUCCACUGUAUAAACUUCCCAGCAAUAUCUCCCUGACUAUAAGGAACAGAAGGUUGUUCUUGGUUGUCAAUCUGUAGAAUAUUGUGGCACCUUUUCUUUAUUCUCUUCAUUUUAGUGACAUCUUGUGAUAGCUUUAUUUCCGUAAUUUAAAGGUAUAGCACAUGUAUUAAAUUUUUGACUAUUUUUACUUUUGUCCUAUUUAUUUCAUUAUUAAAUGGAGAAGUUUCUUUGUCA